UACAAAAAAAAAACACCUAAAUCACUUUGAAAGUUUUUACUCAAAACCAAACAAAAAAAUUAGCUAAGCUUAUUAAAAUGAGUCGCACGCACAUCUCGUCCGGCAUAAUGAGUCGCAUGCGUGUUUUCGAAAGUACCGAUUCUACAGCUUCCAUCACCGACAGUCCGCCAAAACAUUCAUCAACUGUAACAUCAGCUGCUGCACUAGCUUCACACUCACCCGUAAUUUUACCAAUUUCCACCACAUCGGAGAAAAUUGUGCUACGAGAACCUGGAUCCACAACGAACGCUGGACAAGAGUGGUUUGAACAGAAGCGACAAGCGAUUAGCAGUGCACUCGAGGCGAACGAACGCAGUACAACAACAAUAACAAUGAUGAUGUCGUCGCCACCGCCGGGAGUACAAAAAGAUGCCGAGGGUCUCAUAUUGCCCAGGAAGUUGAUAAAUCCCUGCCUGGAGUCAAAUGAACGCCAACAGCUGCAUCGAGAGCUGAAAUUCAAUAAUAAAAUUGGCAAAAGCGUGCUAAAUCAAAAAUCCGAACUGCAGCGCGCCUACGAGAAGCAACGUGAACGGCAACAACGCCAACAACAUCAGGACGAUCUCUCACCCACCGCCGGCCUUAAAGCUGAACUGAAUCGUGUGAUAAUGGAGCGUGCGCAAAAGCACGAACGUCAAGAGAGCGGCGAAGAUGAGGAGGACAAGCAAUACGUGAAUCCGGAGUAUUUGAAUGCGCGAGCGAAACUGCGCCAGCAGCGGGCGAGCGAGCUGAAAUAGAUGGGGCUGAAGGGGGGAGGGAAUCAAAACCAAAUAUAAGAACAACAAAACAGCACCCGCGCAUCCAACAAUAAUAAUAAUACUAAUAAUAAUAAUAAAAUAAAAUAUAAAAAAACAACAAAAAUCAAGAAGAAAAAAAAACACAAUAAUAACAAAAACAAUUAUCAACUCAUUUUCGAUACGUAUGGCAGUAAUUUUAGACGAUUUUACUUAAAAUUUUAUUUUAUUUUAAUUUAAUUUAUUUGUCGAAGUGUACUUUUGGGCGCGCAAAAUUGCUUAGUAUUUGUGUUGAAUUUGAAAAUGUUGGAAAUGUGAGAGGACAUAAAUUUUGUUACGUCAAUCAAUUGCAUAUGUUUUGAGUUAUCGCACAUCACUUUUUAAAGCAACACUUUUUAGCAUAAAAUAUUCGUUAAUUCGCUUUUGAUUCGAAAUUGGAGAUAUUUUUUUUGGAGAUAUUUUACAUGUGUAUGUGUUAUCGAUAUUUAUAAAUUAGCAUAAUUUUGUUUGUAUUGUUGUCGACUUAACUUAAAUGUGUAUUAAAUUGGCUAAUUUGUAUUUGCACUUCGUUCAGAAUGCUGCGGUUUACCGGUAUAGGCUCACAAAAUUACUUUUUAAGCUCUGCGUAUACAAAUUUUUUAUGUAUUUUUUUCUGCUCUUAGUUUUAUUUUAAAGUAUUCGGUCACUAACCAACUUGAAACAUAAUUUUGGAAUAAGCUAAAGUAUUUUGUUUUUCUUUUUCUACUUCUUAAUAUGCUAUUAUCCCUUCAUUUUUGUGGUAUUUCUGUAUGUUUCGAAUCUCUGCGCUACUUUUAUUGUUUGAUAUUCCAAUUUUGAUAUUAUUUUCCAAUUCAUAAAUCAACAAAAUGUGCUAUCAAUCAUCUAAUCUAAUUAUAUGAAGAGUGACGAAAUUUAAAGGGGAAAUGAUGUUAUUUUUAUACAUACAAACACAUUUAAACAUAACUGUAUUUGUAAUAAUAAUUAAUUAUAUAUAAUUGUAUUGUAUUGUAUUGUAUUGUAUUUGUAGUGAAACUCUGACGCAAAAUGUCCUUUGACAACAAACAAAAACAAAAAAAAAAACAUAAAACAAACCACUCUGUAUGAAACUAUGAAAAAACCACCA
Messenger RNA from Anastrepha ludens (Mexican fruit fly), 1893 nucleotides. RefSeq names its product protein FAM107B. The coding region runs from base 78 to 773 and encodes 231 amino acids. NCBI's taxonomy places the organism in Eukaryota, Metazoa, Arthropoda, Insecta, Diptera, Tephritidae. The transcript has 3 exons. The record is from RefSeq and is a predicted model, not a curated record.